AUGUCCCUCCGCCCAACCCUCCUCACAAAAUGGAUCUCGCGCCCUAGCGCGGUCCUCAAAACCCCAAGCUUAUCCUCAUACCUCCACCCCUCGACCCGUCCAUCCCUCGCACGCCACACAAUCUUCGCCCAGGGAACACAAGCCACACGUCGGAACCUCACGACAGCGCGCUUCUCAACGCGCACCCGCCCGGCACCGAGCUCGUUCCAGUUCAAGCAGCGCCGGUUUAAUUCCGGGUCGGCUGGUGAUGGUGCCAAGGGGUCUGGAGCUGGAGCUGGAGCUUCGGAGAAGGCGUCGCUAUCGCAGCGGUUGAAGAAACUGUCGCGGGAGUAUGGAUGGGCUGCGCUGGGAGUGUAUCUUGGACUCUCGGCGCUGGAUUUCCCAUUCUGCUUUGCAGCCGUGCGCUUGCUUGGUGUUGAGCGCAUUGGAUACUACGAGCAUGUUGUUAUUGGGUUUGUUAAGGAUAAGCUCAAGACUGUGUGGCCGCAGAAUAAGAGUCCUGAAGCGGAGGAUGGGCAGGGGCAACUUGCUCAGGCUGAGGAGCGGAAUCAGGAAGAAGCUAGUAUCUGGACGCAGUUGGUUUUCGCUUAUGCCAUCCAUAAGAGCUUUAUAUUUAUUCGAGUGCCGUUGACGGCGGCAGUGACGCCAAAGGUUGUGAAGAUCCUGCGUGGAUGGGGGUGGGAUAUUGGGAAGAGGAAGCCGAAAAGUACGUGA
Penicillium hordei is the source of this 714-nucleotide messenger RNA. RefSeq names its product FAM210 family protein. Lineage: Eukaryota; Fungi; Ascomycota; Eurotiomycetes; Eurotiales; Aspergillaceae. The transcript is spliced from 2 exons. The record is from RefSeq and is a predicted model, not a curated record. The coding region runs from base 1 to 714 and encodes 237 amino acids. Gene Ontology annotation, cellular component: mitochondrion.